AUGGAGGACGCUCUCGUGCGAGAGCGGGCUGCUCGUCGCCACACGCUGACUGGGAUUGAGAACCUGAUCAAGAAAACUCAGAGUCAUCAUGUUGAAUCCUCCGACCUGAAGGUGGCUGGUAUCUGCCGCCUCUCGUUAUCCCUUGAGGAGAAUACCCAACAUUAUCCACGCUUCUUCAAGCCAUACCAAGAAGAACUGCCUCUCCCGCAGAAGGAGGAGGAGAACAAACUGCUGGAAUUUGAUCCAGAUCCAGAUCACAUCAUGUGGGAUACUCGCGAGAUGAAAAUCUUUCUUACCCAACAGUUUCGUGAGUGCUGGAAAUAUGCAUCGCGGGAGCACCCCCAUAACCCCCCGCCCUCUGGUGUAUAUCGAGAAAUUGGAGAUUACAAAUUUGGCCAAUUACUGGAGUGUAUAGGGUUCAACUGGUAUGCUGUAUCAGUAACUGAUUAUCCAGCGAGAAAUUAUCCACACUUCAAGGUCGUCCUAGAAAGUGAAGUGAUCGCGGACGAUCGACUGCUUCGUGGGGAAAUCAUCACCAUCACCGACAUCAUGGCUGCUCGUUUGAGGACCAAAUCGCUGCAUCAGCAUAUUAUUGCCCCAAUGAUGGUCUUGUCUCUCAUGGGUCCUCGUCAUGCUCGCGUCCUAGAGGCUGAUCUUGACGGAGAGAUUCUCAACAUUCGGGUCUCUAAGCUGUACAAUUUCACGCAAAGGAACACGGAUGCUGUGCAAUUGCUGACGCGGUAUGGGCUUGGUGAUGCGUGUGGUCAGACUAUAAUGAAACCCUCCUAG
Penicillium vulpinum is the source of this 789-nucleotide messenger RNA. RefSeq lists its product as uncharacterized. Bases 1 to 789 code for a protein of 262 amino acids. NCBI's taxonomy places the organism in Eukaryota, Fungi, Ascomycota, Eurotiomycetes, Eurotiales, Aspergillaceae. The record is from RefSeq and is a predicted model, not a curated record. The transcript has 3 exons.